Molecule: messenger RNA, 759 nt
Organism: Aureobasidium vineae
Lineage: Eukaryota; Fungi; Ascomycota; Dothideomycetes; Dothideales; Saccotheciaceae
Source: the annotation of a GenBank genome assembly
AUGGCGGAAGAGCUGCCAAAUCCACGUCGCGAUAUACCUCGAGCAAUCUUUGCCCAGGUCUCUCUUGGAGCCAUCACCGCAUUCUUGUACGCCGUGGCAUUGUUCUACGCCGUCAGUGAUCUAGACGAAGUCAUCAAUACCUCUGGCUCCUUCCCUGCGGCCGUCAUCUACCGCCAAGCAACUGGAAAUGCUGGCGGAGCUUUCUGUUUGCUGCUCAUCAUCUUCCUUAUUAUCAUGAUAUGUGCAAUCUCAACCGUCCUCUCGCUCGGUCGCACCUGGUGGGCACUCGCUCGUGACCAAGCCACUCCUUUCGGGGACUUCUUUUCCUCCGUCAACGAGCAACUUUCCUGCCCAAUUCCUGCCACUAUUUUGGUUGGUGUCCUAGUCACAGGCCUUGGAGCCAUCAUUCUCGCCUCUGGAACCGCUUUCAAUGACCUUGUCGGCUCCUUUAUCGUCCUCUGCGCAUUCUCUUAUCUUUUGGCCAUCUUCCCUCACCUGAUCAGCGGCCGCAAGUACACCCCCAAGGGCGACUUCUGGAUGGGCAAAUAUGGCUUCGUGGUCAACGCCCUCGGCUGUGUUCUGAUUGUCUUUUUCAACAUCAUGUUCUGUUUCCCAUACGCGAUGCCAGUCUCGGCGGAUUUAAUGAACUACAAUUCGGUGAUCUUGGUGGGUGUCUUGAUUAUUGUCACUUUCUGGUGGCUCGUCUAUGGAUUGAAACAUUACCCGACGCCGAAGGUGCUUACUGAGGCGAUGAAGUGA